Molecule: messenger RNA, 1091 nt
Organism: Colossoma macropomum (tambaqui)
Lineage: Eukaryota; Metazoa; Chordata; Actinopteri; Characiformes; Serrasalmidae
Gene: ch25h
Product: cholesterol 25-hydroxylase
Exons: 1
Coding region: 53-808 (251 amino acids)
Biological process (GO): cholesterol metabolic process; sterol biosynthetic process
Molecular function (GO): C-4 methylsterol oxidase activity; iron ion binding; steroid hydroxylase activity
Source: RefSeq, a predicted model, not a curated record
AGCUCCUAGAGCUCUCAUUCAAGCAGCUGCUUGCUUAAAGCACACAGCAAAGAUGCUCCAGCUACAGAACAUCUGGGAUUACGUCCGACAGUAUGAGACCUGGAUGAGGUCUCCUUUCUUCCCUGCACUGUUUUCACUGACUGUUUACUUGAGCUUCUGUCUGCCUUUCGUGGUGCUGGACCUGCUGUCCUCCAGGGUGGCUAUGGUGAGGAGAUACAAGAUCCAGCAGAAGACCAAGGUGUCUUUAAGGAUGAUGUGGAACUGCCUGGCUCUUUCGCUCUACAACCAUGCAGUCUACAUCUUCCCACUCAGCGUGCUGCACUGGUACUGCAGGCCUGUGGUUUACCCAGUGGAGGCACCUGGGAUUCUGGAAGUCAUCUGGGGACUGGCAUCCUGUCUGCUGCUCUUUGACUUCCAGUACUUCGUCUGGCACCUGUUGCACCACAAAGUGCCCUGGCUGUACCGCACCUUCCACAAGGUGCACCACAAGCACACGUCCACCUUUGCCCUUACCACGGAGUAUUCUGGGGCUUGGGAGACGCUGUCUCUGGGCUUUUUCGCAGCCAUUAACCCCAUGUUGCUGGGCUGCCACCCUAUGACUGAGAUGCUCUUCCACAUUCUGAACAUGUGGCUGUCAGUGGAGGACCACUGUGGAUAUGACCUGCCCUGGGCAACACACAGACUGGUGCCGUUUGGACUGUAUGGAGGUGCCCCUCAUCAUGACCUUCAUCACCAGAAGUUCAAAGCCAACUACGCUCCAUACUUCACUCACUGGGACAAGCUGUUUGGCACCCUGCAUGCUGAGUGAGAAUCACAAGACCAGCUGGACUGUACUACUCUUUUGCAUCAAAAGAUCAGACUUUUUUGAUUCAGAGAAUCCUGAUGUUCUCGUUCCACAAAUACACAGUUCGUUUCUGCUCAGUACUUUUCUGCUUAAAGCAUUUUAAGUGAGCUAAAUGCACUCUACUAUUUAUUAAAUGUCUUGCGUUAAAUAUGUUGAUAGUAUUAACAUGUUCAUAUUUAUUUAUAUAUUAUAACUUGAAGUAUGUUUGUUUUUCUGUUAAAAUAAAACAGCAAAAAGCAGCAAAUCA